Molecule: messenger RNA, 1838 nt
Organism: Elaeis guineensis (African oil palm)
Lineage: Eukaryota; Viridiplantae; Streptophyta; Magnoliopsida; Arecales; Arecaceae
Molecular function (GO): glycosyltransferase activity
Source: RefSeq, a predicted model, not a curated record
CUGAUCCUGAUCACGAUGCGCCGAUCAACUCUAGCUCAGGAUCGCAUACACGUAGAAUCCUUCUCCAAACAAAGAAGCUUCCCCACUUUUACCCACUCUUAUUCCAAGUGCUGCUGCCAUUGCUUCCCCCUCGCCCUUAUCACCUUUCUUGCCCUCCUCCAAAUCGGGACUCUGAUCCAAGCACUCAAGAUUAACCCGGCCCUCUCCUUCUCCCGAGUAUUCCCCACCUCAUGGCCAUCAUUUCCUCACCAAGCCCACAACAUUAUUUACUCGCUCGCAAAGACCAAGCUCCACGAACCCGUCGCCUUCUUCCCCCUCAUUGACCGCCGGUUUGCGAAAACCGCCAUGGACGGCAACACUUGGUUCAUGAGCUCCCUCAACGACACCUACGAGGAAGGCGAGACCGAGUUCCUCCACUUCCCCUCCAAGGAGUCGGACGGUCGGCUUUUGUGCUUGGCGGGCAGUAACCCGUCGAACGGCACGAGGAAUUCCUACGCAUUGGCACCGCCGGAGGCCCUCCCACGCAACGCAAAGGUCCUCUCGGGUCUAACGUUCGUAUCGGAUACUUACUACGACUAUGAUAACUUGUGGCAUGGGCUAUCAGCUGCGGCGGUGCCAUUUGCGUCAUGGCACCGGAGGAAAGAGUGUGCGAGGCCAGCAAGAUUGGUGCUGUACCAUAGAGGAGAACUUAGAACUCGCAUGGGCCCGUGGGUUGCAACCCUGAUGAAGGCGGUCUUUGGACAGGAGAUGGCCAUCGAGCGGUUCGAGAAGAGCGAAGAAGGGCCGAGUUGCUUUGAGGAGGCAGUGGUGUUCAGGCACAACGAGGGAUCGAUGGCGAGGGAGAGGAGGGAGAAGGUUUAUGACAUGAUGAGGUGCAAGGCUAGAGCUUAUUGUGGGAUUAGCACGGAUGUUGGAGGCUUGAAUGCUGUAAGGCUUACAUUGUUGUUGAGGAGGGGGGCCAGGUCGUUUAAGGACGAGCCGGCAGUUAUAAGGACCUUUGGGAGACAGUGCAUGGAGGUGGAUGCGUGCCAACUCAAGGUUGCCAGGCCUAAUAAUUUGACAUUCUGUGAUCAGGUGAAAUUACUGAGUGAAACAGACAUCCUAGCCUCCCCUCAUGGGGCUCAGCUGACCAACAUGUUCUUCAUGGACAAGAACAGCAGCCUGAUGGAGUUCUUCCCCAAAGGAUGGCAGGAGCUAGCAGGUGUGGGGCAGCAUGUUUUCCGGUGGAUCGCUAACUAUUCAGGGAUGAAGCACCAGGGGGCAUGGAAUGAUCCCCAAGGCGAUCAUUGCCCUCACGAUGACGGACGUCGGUGCUUUUCAUUCUACAAGAAUCGCCAGCUCGGGUAUGAUGAGGCCUUCUUCGCCAAUUGGACGGCAAGGGUCCUCAAUGAGGUAAAGGAAUACAAGGCAUUCAAAAGAGACGCUCAGACGCAGCUCACACAAAGUUCUUGCCAAUGUAGCUAGCUAGCUAGCUAGCCCAGAUGUUCUAAUCGAAUUCACUUGCAGCAGAACAUGUGGUAUAUAUAGCCAAUUUGGCAAGAAAUAAUGAUGUACAAGGCUCGGUCAUAUAUACCCAGGGCAAGAUAUCGGCUUAUGUUUGCCUACUCCCUGAAAAUAUUUCUAGUGCAUGUGAAGAUGCAUAGCCUUUUCUCCCAACAAGAGAUCAACCCGUGAAUUGGAAUAUAAUCCAUACUUCCAAAAUAGUGAAUAUAUUGGCAUUAACAUGUGAUGCGAAUUCCCGCCAAAUUCUUAUUCCACCGCUAUUGAGAUCUGCUGGGUAGGCAAACAAAAAACCAGAUUUUUUUAUCAUACGUAUGGUUUUGGCUUGGUCGACUAGU